Messenger RNA from Naegleria gruberi, 1233 nucleotides. RefSeq lists its product as uncharacterized. The transcript has a single exon. The coding region runs from base 1 to 1233 and encodes 410 amino acids. Lineage: Eukaryota; Heterolobosea; Eutetramitea; Acrasida; Naegleriidae. The record is from RefSeq and is a predicted model, not a curated record.
AUGGAGAGUUAUGCAAUGAAUAGUCAAGACAAUCCAUUCUACUCUAUCAUUGAUGACCCAACGUAUACAAUUCAUCAAGCAUUGACAUACAGUAAUGACAGCAAAAUUAUCAACAGGUUUACAGGUGCAUUGGUUGUCUACUCGAUAACUCUACCUCCUUUUUUGGUUCUAGGUUUUGUAGUUGCUAUUUUAUUAAUUAUUAGAUGGAGAACAAUGGUUUUCAUCAAGAGAUGUCUUUAUGGACUAGUGGUGCUCAUGUCAUGUUUACAAAUUUUAUCAAUAACUUCAGGUAUCAUGUAUUCAGUUUGUGUUCUGAUAGGUAAUCAAAAGGAAUGCAUGGAUCCUUUUGCUGCUAUUCAAUAUUCAUGUGGUAAUCUGACUGUCAUUCUAUGUGUCUUUUGCUUCUUGACAAUUACAAGGAUUCUGUAUAAGGUUUACUUUGAUAAGUCACAGUGGUGGAUGAGAGUUGUUGAAAAUCAACAGGAAAGUUUAGGGAAAACCGUCCCAAAGAAGAUUGCCAUUAGGAAUCAACGAUUUGGCAAGUUUGUUAAAUGGACAGCUAUCAUUAGUGCUAUUGGACUUUUAAUUAUUGCCCCUCUUCACAUUGCUACUAUCAUGAUCACAUCUUUGACUUCUUUGAUGCCAGGUGUAAAGGCUGCAACAGCUUCCAGUAUUGGUUACAAUCGUUACUAUGCUGAUGCAGUAUUAGCUCUUGGCUAUUGGUUUUUGAUCUUCUUCUUUGGAAUUAUUAACAUUGUGGUUGGUGUUUCACUCACUGGAAAAUUAGGAGGUGAACAAGAAAAUGUUCCACUCCAAAGAAGAAAGGCAUGCAGACAAUUGAAUUUGUUGAAUGCAUUACAAUUGGUGUUUGGAGGAAUUACUGGUAGUAUUGUCAUUAUGGCCAUCUUAACAUUGGUUCAAUAUGAAAUUUAUAUUGCUGGUAUUACAUUGCAGAGAAUUAGCAUCUUUUUCUUUGCUGUUGCCUUGACAUUUAUUUAUGGACCUUUGGAUGAAUUGGAUUUGAAAGAAACAAAGGAAGAAAUCAUUAUGGCCACAAGAAAGAUACUACCAGCUGCCCUCGUUGAUAGAAAGGACAGAAUUGAAGAAUCUGAAGGCAGUCCAAGGGAUGAUGCCAGGAGUACAGUUGCAGAAUUGGCCAGUCCUUCAACAACAGACGAAAGUACGCCAUCACCUCCAAAAGAUGAAGAAACACCUGUACAAAACCAAGUUUAA